Durio zibethinus is the source of this 2972-nucleotide messenger RNA. The record is from RefSeq and is a predicted model, not a curated record. Lineage: Eukaryota; Viridiplantae; Streptophyta; Magnoliopsida; Malvales; Malvaceae.
UCUAAACAAGGUAAGCUUAAUAAUUCUAAAUUUUCUUCCUUUUUUAUGUGGACAUUACAUUUUAUUUGUCGCAAAAUCUGUAAUGACGUAACUAAAAACGGGGAGGAAUAAAAAAAGAAACGACGUCGUGUGUGCUGCCUAAUGGUAAUAUGGUAGUCGGAUCGUCGCCUCUCGCCUCGCUGUAGAGUGUAGACUGUUCAAGUGAAGUGCGGUUGUUGUGUGGGGCGUGGAACUCCGAGUGGCUGAUAGAGUUGCAGCAAAAUUCCUGGUUUUGCAGAAUAUCUACAUACUGUCUUUAGUAUGACAAGUUUAGACAGCCAUCCGUUUGGACGUUGCUGUCUCUACCUUUUUUGCACGGACUUGUCUGGGCAUGGUAGAUGUUCAGGAUGGUAAGCAUAUGUCUUUCUAUCCGUGGGAAAUGAACACACUGCCUUGUAAAGCUUUUUUUGGUACAUGUCCAACUGAAAAUUUUCAAAUUGAGGAAGUUAGUGUUUAUCAUUUGAGUGAAAAAUAUGGAUGCAAAAGCAGUACCAGUGUUUUGGUUGGAAGAAUACAGUGGGAAUCCACUUACUCCUGCCAGUUUGAAAAGAAAGGCCAAAUCAAAGAAACUGGAGUUUGUUCAUUGGGGUUCAAAACCACUCAUUGAAUUUCUUGAAUCUAUUGGUAUAGACACCACUAAACAGAUCUCUCAACACGAUGUUACUGACAUUAUAGGAAAAUAUGUUAAUGACAGUAACCUUCUACACCCGGCAAAAAAGAAGAGAAUUCUUUGUGAUGAGAGGCUUUAUUCUAUUUUUGGAAGAAAAACAAUUAGCCGAAUCAAAGUCUAUGACUUGCUUGAGACACACUAUGCUGAGAACCAAGAUGCAUGGGAUGACGACUUUUUCUUUAGCUCAGAUGAGGAGAAUCUCGGUGAAGAACAGAAAGGUUUGAGUUUGGAGAGAAAGGCUUACCAAAAGAAAAAGGUUUUUGAAACACCGAAAAGUUGCUUCGCUGCAAUUGUUCCAGAUAAUAUUAAACUGGUUUACUUGAAAAGGAGUUUAGUUAAGGAUCUUUUGAAAGAUUUUGAAAGCUUCGAAUCUAAAGUUGUAGGUAGCUUUGUGAGGAUCAAAUCAGACCCCAAUAACUUCCUUCAGAAAAACUCUCAUCAGCUUGUGCUAGUUAAAGGGAUGAAGUACUCUGGAAACAAUGAUACAAACAUAGACAUUCUUCUCUGGGUUUCAAAUUUUGUGAAAGAUGUUAGCAUUUCCAUGCUUUCUGAAGAUAAUUUCUCUCAGGAAGAAUGUGAGGAUUUGCAUCAGAGAGUAAAAAAUGGCUUGCUGAAGAGACCAACUGUUAUGGAACUCGAAGCAAAGGCUCGAAUUUUGCAUGCAGAUAUAACUAAGCAUUUGAUUGCUGCAGAACUUACCUUGUUACCAAAGCUAAUUGAUCGUGCCAAUGAAAAGGGAUGGCGCAAAGAAAUGUUUGAGUACAUGGAGAAAAGAGAGCUUCUUCAGACUCCAGAUGAACAAUCACGGCUGCUGCUUGAGGUUCCAAAUGUUAUUGCAGAUGAAAUAGAACUUGAAACUGCACCACAAAAUGGUAAACAUGAAAAUGCUGGCUCGCAGAUAUCAACUGUCAGGGGAACUUCAAAGAUUCUUAGCGUUCCAGCUUCAAAUGGAAAAUUGUCAACCUUGAUGCCUUUAACCACAGAGUCUGUGGUCCAAUCUUCCUUCCCAAUUUCAAAAGAUGAUAUUGUUCAUUGGCAUGAUGUUCACAAACGGCUAACACAACCAAGAGAGGGUAAUGAUGAAAGUGCACAACUUGUGAAUGGACCAGAAAAAAAUGGCUCCAUAGACAAACAAAGCUUUGUAAAAAUAUUCAAUACUCAAGUGAUUGACUUGAGUGAUGAUGAAGAACAGAAGGAUUUAAAUGAAGUUCAGGCACAUGAGGAUGUGAAUAGCUUGAUGUGGCAUUAUGCAGAUCCUCAAGGAGAUUUACAGGGCCCCUUCUCUCUCAAAUCACUAAAAGCUUGGAUGGAUGCUGAUUACUUCCCUAAUGAUUUUAAGGUUUGGAAGACAGGACAGAACAUAGAUAAAGCUGUAUUGUUAACUGACAUACUUGGUCGAAUGUUUCCGAUUUAGUUGUUGAAAUUGUACAUGGACAAGAACUAGAUAUCUUGCAACUGCUAGUACACCCUUAGGUUGUGAAGAUGAAAUUGUGCCAUACCAAAUAAAUGACAAUCCUUUCAAUCUUCAGUUAUAUUAUAGCUUGUUUGAUGAGAGGAAUGUCUUAUUCCUUUUUGGGUUUCUCGGUUAUAUUCAUGUUCAAGCACAAAAAUAGAUAAGUAUUCUAGGCGGAGGUUGUCCAUCAUUUCUGCCGAAGCCCCAAAUUGGCACUUGUUAUUGUUGAAAACUGAUAUGAGGGCAAAUAUUAGAAAUGAAGAAAAAAGACAAAGGUUGGAGGUUGGAGGUUGAUCUGCUUUUGUGCUCGGACAUUUAAGUCAAAAGGGUGAAGGAAGAUUAAAGUAAAGAUUGGCCUAAGAAUGGGUAAAUGAGAGAAAAUGAGUGGUGUUAAAGAGUGACACGAAAGAAACGUGAUAUUUUUACCUAGAGGGAUGAUGUGGUCUGAUCUGUUUGAUUCGACUUGAUGUGGUAUCAAUAUGAGCCGAUACGGUUUUUGGAUAGUCAAUGCCUGAAUGACAAGUGUAUAUGAUCAUGUGAGAGUGAUGAGACGUGAGGUGUACAUCGUUGUUUGAGGCAGUCCGACGUUGGUAUCUGGAUCCGAGAAUUUAGGUCACACAAGGGGGAAUAUCUAUAAUCGUCUUGUCCACGUAAGGAUGGUGUAAAAGACAAUAAUGUUUUUGGAAUGGAAAUUAUCUUCAGUUCGGGUAAAAAACGAUUAUACCCUUAUGAUCCUACAUCAUCACUAACACUAAAAAUAUCAAAUUAGUACAAUGCAAUAUUAGAAAGAAAUAUUAUGAAGAUGCAGAU